AUGAUCACAUUUAAAGAUUAUUUAGUGUGGUACAACAACCUUGAUGUGGAACCAUUUGUCAAGGCAAUUGAAAAAAUGUUUGAGUUUUAUCAACCGCGAAGUUUAGAUCUUUUUAAAGAUGGAAUUUCUGUUCCAGGGUUAGUAAUGAAAAAUUUUUUCUGUCCUAGAUCAAAAUACAUUUUUCAGUUUGUUUCAAGAAAGAGAUAAGGAUUUGUACUACACGUUCAAAGAUAACAAUGUAGGUGGUCCAUCUAUCAUAUUUCAUAGGUAUCAUGAAAUAGACAAAACUCUUAUCCGCGGUGGGAAAUUAUGCAAACAAAUUUGGGGGGCCGAUGCGAAUGCCUUAGACCUCUGGGCUUUGUCACAACCAAUGCCAACCGGAUACUAUGUUAGAUGGAAAAAGGAAAACAACUUCAAAAAGGAAGAAUAUUUUAACAAAAUUAGUAUUGAAUGGCUUGAUUAUAUUACCUAUCAUGAUGAAGUAGAUACAAAACAUGAACACAAUCACGGCAAGAAGCGUAUAGGACGUUUUGUAGUCGACGGUUUAGAUUCGUCAACUAAUACAAUUUAUGAAUUAAACAGUUGUUAUUUUCAUGGACAUAAUUGCGAACUAAACCCUCAUGAAUUUAAUGAAAAAAUGCAAUUUACUGAUGAGCAAACUUUAUUGCCGAACUCUUGA
Paramuricea clavata is the source of this 679-nucleotide messenger RNA. NCBI's taxonomy places the organism in Eukaryota, Metazoa, Cnidaria, Anthozoa, Malacalcyonacea, Plexauridae. The record is from the annotation of a GenBank genome assembly.